Messenger RNA from Aspergillus alliaceus, 1260 nucleotides. RefSeq names its product major facilitator superfamily domain-containing protein. Gene Ontology annotation, biological process: transmembrane transport. Gene Ontology annotation, molecular function: transmembrane transporter activity. Lineage: Eukaryota; Fungi; Ascomycota; Eurotiomycetes; Eurotiales; Aspergillaceae. The record is from RefSeq and is a predicted model, not a curated record. Gene Ontology annotation, cellular component: fungal-type vacuole membrane. The transcript has 4 exons. The coding region runs from base 1 to 1260 and encodes 419 amino acids.
AUGAUCGAGGAUUUAACACACGAGUUCUCUCUUCCUCCACCGGAUACAGGUUAUAGACCAUGGAUUUGUUUAGCCGCAUGCUUCCUGGUUGAAGCUUUGGUCUGGGGAUUUCCAUUUUCCUACGGUAUUUUCCAUGAUUAUUAUAGCAGCCAUGAGCCUUUCAUGUCGCAACCGUCCGGAAUUGCGGCUAUCGGUACCUCUGCCAUGGGAAUCAUGUACUUCGGCUGCAACUUCUGCUUCCUGGGAAUACGGGUCCUGCCUUGGCUGAAGAACAAGAUCGCCCUCGCUGGCCUGUGCGUCAUGAUCGUCUCCCUGGUUGCCUCCUCAUUUGCCGAAAGUGUUCAGCAGCUCAUCCUGACGCAAGGCAUUUUAUAUGGCAUAGGCGGCACGCUCUUGUACUCACCCGUGAUAGUCUACGUCGACGAGUGGUUCGUACGACGGAAAGGAUUUGCAUACGGCAUAAUGUGGGCCGGCACCGGUUUCGCUGGGGUAACCAUCCCCUUCAUCAUGGACUGGGGCCUGAACAAGUACGCAUGGCCAACCGUGUUGCGCGGAUGGGCCGUGGUAUUAUUUGUGCUAACAGGCCCCCUACUGGCAAUAAUCCGCCCCCGGAUCCCACCCAGCCAAGCCCAGAAACCCCAUCGCAUCGACCUGUCCUUCCUCACAAAUCGCACGUUCCUCCUUUGCCAACUAGGGAACGUGUUGGAGGGGCUCGGGUUCUUCGCGCCCGCCAUCUACCUUCCGCUGUACGCGCGCUCGAUGGGCCUGCGUAACGAAGCAGUAACCGCAACAGUGGCGCUGCUGAGCAUCGCUACCGUCUUCGGGUGCAUUUUCAUCGGCAUCCUAAUCGACAGAUUUCACGUCACAACCGCAAUCCUCGUCUCUUCUAUAGGCGCCACCGUCUCGAUCUUUCUAAUGUGGGGUUUUGCAGAGACCCACCCCCUUCUAUGUGCUUUUGCAGUCGUGUACGGGUUCUUCGCGGGAAGCUUCACCUCGACUUACACUGGUAUCGUGAAGGAAGUGAAAAAGGAACAUCCCUCUGUAGAUGCAGGCAUUAUCAUUGGUGUCUUGGCCUCUGGACGAGGUAUUGGUAGCAUUGCCUGCGGUCCCCUGAGCGAGGCCCUGCUCCAGAAUCAUCCAUGGGAGGGUGAGCUAGCGUUUGGGUAUGGGAGUGGCUACGGUGCGUUGAUUGUGUUUACGGGGGUCACGGCUGGCCUGGGCGGUGUUAGUUUUGUUGCGAGAAGAGUGGGAUGCAUAUGA